AUGGAACUUUGGGAUAUUGAAUGCAGUCCUCUGACAGCUCUCCGAUGUUGUCCAUCGCUGCAGAAACUCCAAAAAACCCUGGCUGUUAUGGUCACUCUUUCUGCUGGUUUACAGGUGGCAGAAAGAGGAAAACAGAUAACUUCUCAAUUCAAAACCAGAACCACUGGCAGUAGAAAGAAAUGGGAGCUGCCAAGUCCCAUUGCCAGCAGCAGCCCAGUUGUUGCACGGUGGCAACAUCUGUGUAGAAGAGAAGGCAGAAGUACAGACACUUUAACUGGAGCUCCAUUAGUGACUGUUAUAGAAGCAGGAGAGCAAACCUGGACUGAGACACUGUUGGGGGCUGGCCCACCACUGUUAACUAAAGAACUGGGAGGAGCAGAAACACCAAGAAAUAAACAGUGGGCUAGAGUGAAAGUGGUAACAAUGAAGCAAGCAGAAGAAGAGACAUCAUUAGUGGUGGAGGGUGGAACCCGAGCAGGGGCAGAGAAUGAAACUUUUGUUGGGAAUGUGAUCAGGCCAAUAACUUGGCCAGGAACAAAUAGCGAACCAGUGACAGAGGCUGCAACAGACACAAACACAGGUUCUAGAGGCUUAUUCAAUGUGGGACUCCCUACAUCUAGCAAAGUGGACUCUCAGCCAGUUUGUGCCAGGCACUCUACAACUUCAGCACGCAAGAACUCUCUAGCUGAUGUUUCUUUGCAUGUGAAACAGGAUCAUACAAUAAAAAAACGGUGCAUAUCUUUAAUUCCUUUGAAAGUCUUAGAUGCUCCAGGAUUGAAGGAUGAUUACUAUCUUAAUUUGGUCGACUGGAAUGCUGCAAAUAUAGUAGCUAUUGCCCUUUCCAAUGCAGCUUAUCUUUGGCACCCAGAGAAGGGAGUCCAUAAGGCCUUAAAUGUGGAAUCUGGAUACAUUUCAUCUCUGGCCUGGAUUAAGGAUAGAAACAACCUUGCAAUUGGAACUACUGCUGCCCAGGUACAGCUGUGGGAUGUUGAGACGAAGAAGAAAUUGCGGAAUAUGCAAAGUCAUUGCUCAAUGGUUGGAGCUCUUAGUUGGAAUGACCACAUUCUUACCAGUGGUUCUCGGUUUGGAUCCAUUCAUCAUCAUGAUGUAAGAAUUGCACGACACCAUGUUGGCACUCUCUGUGGUCAUGAUUCACAAGUAUGUAGCCUUAAAUGGUCACUGGAUGGUGCAUUCCUUGCUAGUGGUGGAAAUGAUGGUCUGCUGAAUAUCUGGCACAAUGAUCCCGGAGCCAACACCAGUAGUAAACCAGAUCUGACCAUUAAUAACCUAGAGUCAGCUGUAAAGGCCGUGAACUGGUGCCCAUGGCAAUCUCAAAUUCUUGCUGUUGGGGGAGGAAUGAAAGAUGGACAUUUGCGUAUUUGGGACACAAAAAGUGGGACCUGCAUUCAAGAUAUAGAUACAAGAUCACAAAUUUGUUCAUUGCUCUGGUUACCAAAGUACAAAGAGCUAGUAACUGGCCAUGGUUUUCCCAAACAUCAGGUCUCAGUCUGGAACUACCCAUCCCUUACAAAAUCAGCUGAUCUCAAAGGUCACAGAGGGAGAGUUCUGCAUAUGGCAUCGAGUCCUGAUUGCAAUGUGGUGUUUUCAGCAGCAGCCGAUGAAACUGUGUGUUUGUGGAAUUGCCUAACUGUCAAAGAACAGACAACAGAUAGUUUUAUGGAAGGGACAGUGACUUUAUAA
Messenger RNA from Mobula hypostoma (lesser devil ray), 1701 nucleotides. RefSeq names its product cell division cycle protein 20 homolog. Gene Ontology annotation, molecular function: anaphase-promoting complex binding; protein binding; ubiquitin ligase activator activity. The record is from RefSeq and is a predicted model, not a curated record. The transcript is spliced from 9 exons. Lineage: Eukaryota; Metazoa; Chordata; Chondrichthyes; Myliobatiformes; Myliobatidae. Gene Ontology annotation, biological process: positive regulation of anaphase-promoting complex-dependent catabolic process; anaphase-promoting complex-dependent catabolic process; positive regulation of ubiquitin protein ligase activity. Gene Ontology annotation, cellular component: anaphase-promoting complex. Bases 1 to 1701 code for a protein of 566 amino acids.